AUGUUUCUUUUAUUCCUAUCAAAUGUUGCAUUAGAAGAAACACCAACAAGGACGAGGCCUUUAGCAACAAGACCAUUGGCAACACCAACGGCUACAUUUAACAGAGAGCCAGUCGUUAUUUCAGGUUCUUUGAUAAUAGCUGGUACCAUAUUAGCUGCUAUUGGUGGUUCUGUAUUCUUUUUCUAUUACAAGUACUUAAUUCGUCAGAAAAUUAUUGAAAAUGAUGAGCCAGAGUCAUGCUCUGACAAAGAAAAACUCAAUGAAUUCAAAACUGGAAAGAAAAAGCAUCGGAGACGUAAAAAAUAUUCUAACAAUAGUGUGCAACAACACAGUAAUGUAGAUGAUCAAGAAAAAACUCCAUUACUUCAAAGUCGAGAUCAAGAUUCAUAUUACAGUUAUUAUUAUGAAGAAGAAGAUGGGGAAAGUAAUAAAGGAACAAAAACAAAUAACUUCUCAACAAAUCUUUCGACAUUUGUUCUUUCCGAAAGCGAAGAGUCUCCAUCUGAUCACUAUGAAAUUCCUCCUGAAGCCGAUAAAGGUACUAGAAGAGGUUCCAUAACGAAAACAGCAUCAGAAACUGAUGCAUUAAAUUCUCUGAGAUUUAAUUUGAAUUUGAAUAGUCCCAAAGUACAAAAAUUUCGUCAAUCAAGUAUAUUUUUUGGUCAAGAUAAAGCUCAAUCACUCGAAAGCGGGAUGAAUGCAGGAAUUACUGCACAAUCAAGUUUACAAAUACCAUCAUAUAUUACUGACGCUUUGAAACCUUCUGAUGAUGGAUCAUCUUCAUCAUCUGAACUUUCUCUUGCAAAAAUCCCAGUAGAUAUGUGA
Molecule: messenger RNA, 825 nt
Organism: Trichomonas vaginalis G3
Lineage: Eukaryota; Parabasalia; Trichomonadida; Trichomonadidae
Exons: 1
Coding region: 1-825 (274 amino acids)
Source: RefSeq, a predicted model, not a curated record